Molecule: messenger RNA, 702 nt
Organism: Talaromyces stipitatus ATCC 10500
Lineage: Eukaryota; Fungi; Ascomycota; Eurotiomycetes; Eurotiales; Trichocomaceae
Exons: 2
Coding region: 1-702 (233 amino acids)
Molecular function (GO): acyltransferase activity, transferring groups other than amino-acyl groups
Source: RefSeq, a predicted model, not a curated record
AUGCGAACACGAAUACCCUCUCGCUUUCCUGUGCCCAUCAUUCAAUUCGCGGAACGAAAUGAUAUUCCAGAAUUGGUGCGUGUUUGGCUUGCGGCCGAAAGAACCAAUCUUCUCAUGUUCUACCACUUUCCCACAGAAGAGAGCAGAUCCGAAUAUGCUGAGCAAGCAAUCAAAGUAUUAGACGAGAACUUUGAUGACCCGCACCUUCUCCUCUUGAAAGCUGUGGAUCCAGAUACAAGCCGGAUCACGGCCAUGGCUGUUUGGCAAAAGAGGGGUUACGGACAGCCCAGUGCGCAGUCGGAGGAUAUAUUCGCUGGUGCUGGAGAUUCCGAUCAAAUACCCCUGGAACGCUAUAUCGACACCCAAUUCAAGCGAUUCCUGGCUUCGUGGGCUCAGAACUCAAAACAUCUCUACCUCGCGCUUCUCAUGACCGAUCCUAACUUCCAACGAAGAGGUAUCGGGACGGCGAUGCUGGAAUGGGGUCAUAAGCAUGCGGAUGAGGCUGGCAUACCGGCGUUUCUGAUUGCUUCCCCAGUUGGGCACCCCUUAUAUCAGCAUGUGGGCUGGAAGGACGUCGAUACACCUCUGCAGAUUGACUUGUCACAGUGGGCAGCAGGUGCUCAGGGAGGCGAUAUGGGCUGGGGAGUGUACAAGUAUUACUAUAUGUUGCGCAUGGCAAAAACGGCUGCCAUGCCAGAGUGA